Molecule: messenger RNA, 1464 nt
Organism: Tetrahymena thermophila SB210
Lineage: Eukaryota; Ciliophora; Oligohymenophorea; Hymenostomatida; Tetrahymenidae
Product: MFS transporter
Exons: 2
Biological process (GO): transmembrane transport
Molecular function (GO): transmembrane transporter activity
Source: RefSeq, a predicted model, not a curated record
AUGGGAUCUAUUAAGAAUUAAGAAGAAAUGAGUCAAGUUAAUCCAAUAGAUACAACUUCUACAGUAGCAAGAAUACCAGAGAAUGAAUUAAAUAAAGGAAAAGUUACUUAUUUGGGUAUUUUUUUUAUGAUUCUUCUUUGCAGUUUAAACAGCUAUUUCUAGUAUUCAUCUUUGGUAUUUAAUUAAAUGAGCUACUCGAAAUUGGGUAUGCUUUCUGUAGCUACAUUUUUUAUUUCUAGCGCUGGAGGAACUAUUUAUGCCCCAUGGUUUAGCAGAACAUACUUUCAUAGCUAUUCUAAAAAGUUUUUAGUUGCAGGUGUCCCUCAUUGUAUUCUUUUGUUUGUUGGCAUAAUAGCUUCACGUUGUUCUGAUAAUCGUGAAGAGGAAUGUUCAGGAAUAUUUCUUUAUUUAAUUGUCUUAGUAUCUUCUUGCAUUUGCGGUUUAGGAAAUGCACUUCUUUGGGUAUUAUAAGGUGCUUACAUUACUGACUGUACAAGUGAAAGAAAUAAAGGUGAAUUCUUUGGAAUCUUUUUCUAGUAUUCUCAAGUGAGCAAUAUAUUUGGUCCUUUAUUGAGUUCUUAUUUGUUCAAGAAUUAUGGAACAUCUGGUUACUUUUCGUUUAUGUUCCUUCUUACGCUGGUUAGUAAUCUUUUGUCAUUCUUUAUUAAGGAACCAAUGGCUGUUUAUUAGAAUGGAUAGGACUAAUUGCGUUCCAGUGAAUAUGAUUAAAAUAGCAAUAUUUAUUUUGAAAAUUACAGAGAAUUAAAUGAAAAAUUAAUUUAAAGAAAUAGCACUCUUCACCCUCCUACUAACGAAGAUAAACUUGACUUAACCAGAUUAAAAUAAUUCUUAGUAGAGAAGUAUUAAAUCAAGUUCUAUUUUCCUCUAUUCUUCUUAAAUGGAUUUUUUUUAGGUUAUUACUGGAGUUAAAUUGGUUUUUUAGCCUCUUCAAAAAUGAAAAACGAAACUGUUGAUGAUAAAAAUGAAAAAUUAGGUAUUAUAUUUCUUUUGAUGGGUUUAAUACAACCUAUACUAGGAAGAAAGCUUGGAGCAAGUUUUGAUUAAAUGGAAGAUAAAGUCCUUUACUAUAAAAGAGUUAUUUUUGUUUCCUUUGUAUGCACUGUGUUAGUUAUUAUAUUUUAUUUCCUGAAUUUUCUCUGGCCUUUUUAUAUUAUAAGUGCAAUGUUUGGUUUUGGAGAACUUCUAAUAAAAGGAUUUAUAGGUGGUGCCUUAAGUAUGAAAUUUAAUGACAACAGCUACGAAUCUUUUGCAAUGUAUCGUUUAAUCUCAAACAUAGCAAGUUUUGUAGCUAUGAUUAUAUCUACAAUUUUCACACCUGAAGUUCCAUUAGUAAUGAUGUGUUGUCUUGCCUUUAAUGUAUACACCUGUAUUAUUUACACACCUAAAAUUAAAACACAUCUGAGUGGUGAUGUUAUGUUUGCUUCUGCACAUUCUAACUAUUGA